UGAAACAACUGAAUCACAUGCUUCUUUUAUAAACCGUACUACACGUGUGGUACUACUAGUACUUUGUAGACGACACCUUCAACGGCCGUGACGCAGGGUUGACACAAUACUUAUAAUAAGCGAUCUGUUUCUCAUAGAAACCAGGCGCUCAGGAAUAGCCCUCUUUAUGUCCAGGCAUGGCCGGUGUGUAUAUGCCACAUCCGGUUUCGUCUGAUGACUCCAGGAACGCACCGACAUAUUUGGACACCAUCAGACUAGACGCAGGUGGCAAGAUGCGCACGGCGUCUCCAUGUUAACAAGGGUGCUCCCCUGCGUACGCUGCUCUGCACUUCGUCGCGUCUUUAAAUCCCCAACCUCGUCCAGCGUCCGUCACCUGUUUCGUCCAUCCACACAACGAAACAUUGCCAUAGCUUCCGGUUGGCCGAAUUCAAACCUGCGAUAUUUCGCAAGCGGCAGAAUGGCUCUCAGGAACACCACUGUAUCCUUUACACAGCGAUUCUUCGAGACCUUCGUUUGGCGGCCCGGUAUCGGUCUGGCUAUCGGUUUGGCGGAGUCAGUGCUGCCGGAGAACGUCCAGAACUGCGUCCUCGGCACCUUUCUUCCAGAGAAGCGUGGCUCCAAUACAAACCACCACACGGAAGAGUCCAGUAAGGCUGCGAGGAUGCAGACCGUCAGGGAAGCGGACACCACUGAGCGAAACGCGGGGGCAAUGGCCAGCGAACAAGUCGAAGCAGAAGCUGACGUCAAAACCGAAGCUGGGGCCGAAGCCGACCGAUGUAUGCUAGAUAACGCAUACGCCAGAGCCAAGUUCUAUGUCUCGAUGGUUAGCUAUAUGGCUACCGGAAUGGGAGUAGCGUCCCAGGCCUCGGGGAUCAACUGGAGGGCCGGCAGUCAAGGUCUUGACCUUAUCCUCAACUCGGGCCGCGAGCAAGUCGGCAGUCAGUAUGCCGGCCACGACCAUGAUCCAGAGUUCGAGCGAUGGACGUACAUCACUGGCGUCCAGCACCUGCUUAGGGGCCUGCCUGCCGACCUAGCCCCUGUCGAAACAGCGAUACUCCACCACGCCAUGCCGCCGGCGAUGGCGGACACCACGACGAAGUCUUUCGCGCCGAGUCAGCCGCAGUGCGCCUGCCGCGGGAGCGUCAACCGGAACGGGGUACACGUCGUCAUCUUCUUCAUCCUUGGCUGGCUAUAUUCAAUGUUCACACGGAUCAUCCCGGAGAUAGUCGCUUUCGCCGGCAAGGCGUAUCAGCUGGAGCAAGAACGACACUACAUCCCACGGUUGACCUUAGCGGCAUCACGACUGAUCACGAGCCUUGACGGAGCGUUUCGGAAUCUCGGCCACACCGCCAUUGGCGGAGCCCUUCUUUCACUGUUUGUGUACACCGCGCAGGGCUUCAUGGGUGCGGUUACCGAAUUUGCGGAAGGCAUGCAGAUGGAGAUGUCGGGACCCUCGAGGGGCAAAGUGGCUACAGCGAAAGAGUAAUAGUGUCGACGACUUAGUAUUUUACGUAACGUUGAACAUGUAAUCCGUAUGUAUUGUGA
Messenger RNA from Chaetomium strumarium, 1545 nucleotides. RefSeq lists its product as uncharacterized. The transcript is spliced from 3 exons. The record is from RefSeq and is a predicted model, not a curated record. NCBI's taxonomy places the organism in Eukaryota, Fungi, Ascomycota, Sordariomycetes, Sordariales, Chaetomiaceae. The coding region runs from base 290 to 1486 and encodes 398 amino acids.